Messenger RNA from Fusarium odoratissimum NRRL 54006, 1389 nucleotides. RefSeq lists its product as uncharacterized. Gene Ontology annotation, cellular component: fungal-type vacuole membrane. Gene Ontology annotation, biological process: transmembrane transport. Bases 1 to 1389 code for a protein of 462 amino acids. The record is from RefSeq and is a predicted model, not a curated record. Gene Ontology annotation, molecular function: transmembrane transporter activity. Lineage: Eukaryota; Fungi; Ascomycota; Sordariomycetes; Hypocreales; Nectriaceae. The transcript is spliced from 3 exons.
AUGGUCACUCAACAGGAAGCCGACUCGCAAGGUCGGGAAAAGACCCCCGACGUCGACGUUGAGAGCGCUCCCCCGUAUGUUACUAUUUCUUUACAAGACGAGAUUGAGGACUCCAAUAGCUCCUCAUCCGAGCUUUCUAAGCCAAUCGUCAAAGACAACGAGUCAGACUGGGGUGCAUGGAUCUGUGUCUUGGGCUCACUACUCUUUCUAAUAACCUCCGCUGGUUUCAACGCCUCCAUCGGCAUAGUCCAGUCGUAUUUCAGUCUUCAUCAACUAAAAGACAAUCCUGUCAGUGAAAUCGGCUGGAUUCCCGGUAUUUAUCUAUUUCUCUCCAUGGCCCCCAGUUUCCUCUACGGGUCUCUGCUCGAUCGUUACGGGCCUCGAGUUUUAAGUGCAGUCGGUGGUAUUUGCUCAGCCGCCACUUUUACCUUGAUGGCAGAGUGUAAGACGUACUGGCAGUUCAUGCUAUGCCUCGGGGUCUUUGGCAGUAUUGGGACUGGCAUUAAGUGCACUGUUGCUGUUGGAGUAGUGGGAAAGUUGUUUGUUCGACGAAGAGGUUUGGCUAUUGGCACUGCCGUUAUGGGAUCCUCCCUUGGAGCUAUCAUAUUUCCGCUUGUUCUUCGCUCAACGUUUGAGAAUCUUGGUUGGGCUUGGUCCAUGAGGAUUGUGGCCAUAGUGGUUAGCUGCUUGACAAUUGUAGGAUUUGUCUGUUUCCUACCCUUCAAACGACUUGCUUUCUUCAGCGCCAACAAGCAGGAUAAGUUUGAGAAGUCAGGGCCGGCAUUUUAUAUCUCGGCUUGGAAGAACCCCAGCUUCGCUUUUGUGUCCUGUGGGAUCUGCUUGAUGGAGUUUGUGAACUGUGGCAUAGGCAGUCUGCUCCCAGCUAUAUCAACUGGUGCUGGAUUCACUGCCCAAGAUGGCUAUACUCUUUUUGCAAUCAUGGGCGGUUGCUCAUGCAUUAGCCGCUUGGUCAUGGGUCUUUUGAGCGAUCGCCUCGGUGGAAUCAACUCAAUGGUCGGCACGCUAGUUCUGAUCGUCAUCUUGAUGUCUGCCGUUCUCAUCCCUUUCAGCACGACAUCUGCCGCCCUGCUAUACGUGUUCUCAGCACUUUGGGGUCUCAUGGCGGGAUCUUUCUACGCGCUGUCGCCAGUCAUCGUGGGCAAUGCAUGCGAACCAAAGGACUAUGCAAGAUAUUAUGGCUCUACCAACUUUGGUAUAGGAUUAUCGCUGCUUAUCGCCAACCCGGUGAGCGGUAUCAUGUUGGAGAAAGUGGGCGCGAAGCCUCUGGCGUUCUUCUAUCUUGGCAUUGUCGUCCUUGCGGGGGUGUCGAUUACAGUAGCUCGCGGACUGCUUCUAAGCAGCUUUAGCACUUUAAGGGCAAGGAUUUAG